Messenger RNA from Solanum verrucosum, 1945 nucleotides. Its product is annotated as calcium-dependent protein kinase 2-like. Gene Ontology annotation, molecular function: calmodulin binding; calcium-dependent protein serine/threonine kinase activity; calcium/calmodulin-dependent protein kinase activity. NCBI's taxonomy places the organism in Eukaryota, Viridiplantae, Streptophyta, Magnoliopsida, Solanales, Solanaceae. The transcript has 8 exons. Gene Ontology annotation, cellular component: cytoplasm; nucleus. The record is from RefSeq and is a predicted model, not a curated record. Gene Ontology annotation, biological process: peptidyl-serine phosphorylation; intracellular signal transduction; protein autophosphorylation. Bases 1 to 1638 code for a protein of 545 amino acids.
AUGGGUGGUUGUUUCAGCAAAAACAAAUAUAUAGAGCGAGAUGGUGAAGGUAAUAGGCCAAGAACAAGAAGAGGGAACACUCCUGCAUCAUAUCAACAUUACAAACAUCCUGUUUAUUAUCAUCCAAGACCAACCCAAGAGAGGCCUUAUAUGCCCCAACAUCCACAACAACAACAACAAAGACAUGCACACCAAGUUACUGUAAAAAGUACUCAACCAAAUGUUCCAGUAAUACAAAGAAUAGAACAAGAUCCUAUUUUGGGUAAGCCAUAUGAAAACAUUAAAGCACAUUACACACUUGGGAGAGAAUUGGGUAGGGGUCAAUAUGGAGUGAUUUAUCUUUGUACUGAGAAUUCUACUAGGCGGAAUUAUGCUUGCAAGUCUAUAUUGAAGAGGAAGCUUGUGAAUAGGAAAGACAGAGAGGAUAUUAAGAGGGAGAUUCAAAUGAUGCAGCAUUUGAGUGGACAACCAAAUAUUGUCGAAUUCAAAGGUGCUUAUGAAGACCAGUAUUCGGUGCACCUUGUGAUGGAACUUUGUGCUGGAGGGGAAUUGUUUGAUAGAAUUAUUGCCAGGGGAUAUUACUCUGAAAAAGAUGCUGCUGAUAUUAUCAGACAGAUAGUGAAUGUGGUCUAUAUUUGUCAUUUUAUGGGUGUUAUGCAUAGAGAUCUCAAGCCAGAGAAUUUCUUAUUGACUAGUAAGGAUGAACAUACAAUGAUCAAGGCAACUGAUUUUGGGCUUUCUGUUUUCAUUGAAGAAGGUAAGGUGUACCGCGAUAUAGUUGGUAGUGCAUACUAUGUUGCUCCUGAAGUAUUGAGGCGCAGUUAUGGAAAGGAAGCGGAUGUAUGGAGUGCAGGUGUUAUUUUGUAUAUUCUGCUUAGUGGUGUACCUCCAUUUUGGGAUGAAACUGAAAAGGGAAUAUUCCAUGCUAUACUACAAGGAGAAAUUGACUUUCAUAGUGAUCCGUGGCCAUCCAUAUCAAAUAGUGCCAAGGAUCUUGUUCGGAAAAUGCUAACACAGGAUGCGAAAAGCAGAAUCACAUCAGCAGAAGUUCUUGAACAUCCAUGGCUUCAAAGUGGAGAAGCAUCAGACAAGCCAAUAGAUAGUGCAGUGCUGUCCAGAAUGAAGCAGUUCAGGGCAAUGAACAAGCUCAAGAAACUAGCACUGAAGGUCAUUGCAGAAAAUUUAUCUGAAGAAGAAAUUAAAGGUUUGAAAGCUAUGUUUGCUAACAUGGAUACAGACAAUAGUGGGACAAUCACUUACGAAGAACUAAAAUCGGGAUUAGCCCGCCUUGGAUCAAAGCUUUCAGAGGCUGAAGUUAAGCAACUUAUGGAAGCUGCUGAUGUGGAUGGAAAUGGAACGAUUGACUACAUUGAGUUUGUUACUGCAACAAUGCAUAGACAUCGGCUUGAAAGGGAUGACGAUCUAUUCAAAGCUUUUCAGUAUUUUGACACAGACCAUAGUGGCUUCAUAACAAAAGACGAACUGGAAAGUGCUAUGAAGGAGUAUGGUAUGGGCGAUGAGGACACCAUCAGGGAAAUUAUAGUAGAGGUGGACACAGACCAUGACGACAGGAUCAAUUAUGAGGAGUUUUGUGCGAUGAUGAGGAGCGGAACACAGCCCCAAGAUAAACUUUUUUAGUUCCUUGAAACAGUAACCUUGCAAGCAGAGCUGUUCAGCAGCCAGCACGAUGUAGAGAGCUGGGCUGCGAGAAGAGAAGAUUCAGAAAAAGCGGAAGAGGUAUUCUUGAUGUACUUGUUAUACCUGGUAUCUCCAAUCUAUUUUUAUUUGCUUUGACUACAUUGGAAAGCAGUUGGAAUACAGGAAGCAUUUUGGUGUACAUCGAAUUUAAAGCGGAAUAGCUAGUAAAAUUCAUAUAUUUAUAAUUUAUAUUCAUUCCGCCCCAAAAAGAAUGCAGUAUUACUUUUUUGAGAAAUCAGACUGUUUU